Messenger RNA from Chanos chanos (milkfish), 1095 nucleotides. RefSeq names its product putative methyltransferase DDB_G0268948. The coding region runs from base 167 to 991 and encodes 274 amino acids. Lineage: Eukaryota; Metazoa; Chordata; Actinopteri; Gonorynchiformes; Chanidae. Gene Ontology annotation, molecular function: S-adenosylmethionine-dependent methyltransferase activity. The transcript has 7 exons. The record is from RefSeq and is a predicted model, not a curated record.
ACUUGAACUUGAACAUGAAUGUUCCACACACAAGGGGCCCCUGACCCCCCUCAUUAACAGCCUGAAUACAUUCACAGAGUCCCGUAAGAAUGCUGUCCCUGUUCCAGCCCUCCCUGUUUUCUCACAGUUCUUAAGCUGAUCAGACUCGACUGACUUACUGUUCAGAAUGGCUGUUCGUCUAUUUGAGGGUAAAGACCAUGCCUAUGUAUACUGGAAGUACAGGGUCUCUCCAUCAGAGGAGCUCAUUGGAAAAAUUGUGGAAUUCACAGAAAAGAAUAAAGGGGUGCCCUUUGACCUGGCAGUGGAUGUGGGAUGUGGGUCUGGUCAAGGCACUCUGCUCCUUGCGCCACAUUUCACUCAAGUUGUUGGGACAGACAUCAGUCCUGCCCAGUUACAAAUGGCCGUGGAGUAUGCCAGUGCACCAAAUAUCUCCUACAGAGAGUGUCCAGCUGAGGAGCUCCCAUUUCUAGAUGGCUCAGUGGAUCUUCUGACCGCUAUGUCAGCAUUCCACUGGUUUGACCGUCCUCGAUUUCUCCAGGAGGCUCAUAGAGUCUUGAAACCUCUGGGAUGCCUGGCACUUCUGAACUACACUAUGGAUAUGGAGCUUAGCUAUGGGAAUUGCUCAGAGGCAUUGAAUCAAAUUUGCAAAGAGUUUUAUGCUGCUCUGUUGCCUUACCGAAACCCAUGCCUUGGCCCAAGCUCUCGAGACCUCUACAAACAGGCCUACGACUCUAUUGAUUAUUCAGUCAAAGAAUGGCAGGACAGUUUCUGGGUGAGAAAAUUGGUCACCUUGUCCAGUUACAUUGGUAUGGUGGAAUCUUUCUCCAGUUAUCAGGCCCUGUUGAAGAAGGACCCAGAAAAAGCAAGAACUAUCUCACAGGAUGUCACUAAGAGAUUGCUGUCAGCAAUGGGAGCCUCAUCCCCUGAGACAAAGGUUGUCAUGGGUGUGAAAUAUUUUUAUUGGCUGGCCUGCAAGUCUUCAGACGACUAAUGUUUUUCAGCUGUGUCCCAGACAGAUAUUGAUUCCAUACCACAGGUCUCAAAGCUGACCCAGGGGAUUCAGGACCACAGUACCUGCUUGCUGGAGCAUUUUCC